CCUUUGCAGCACAUGACUUUGGUUUAGGGGCGGGGCUGACAAAAAACGCGCAUGCGCAGUACGCCUUUCUCUCUCUGCCACCACGUGCAAGUCAAGGAGUCUAAGAAGAUGCAGAUCUUCGUGAAGACUCUCACGGGCAAGACCAUCACCCUUGAGGUGGAGGCCAGCGAUACGAUAGAAAAUGUGAAGACUAAGAUCCAAGAUAAGGAAGGGAUUCCCCCUGAUCAACAGCGUCUCAUUUUUGCCGGGAAACAGCUCGAAGAUGGACGAACUCUCUCUGACUAUAACAUCCAGAAGGAGUCCACACUCCAUCUUGUCCUGCGUCUGAGAGGUGGUGGCAAGAAAAGAAAAAAGAAGAAUUACACGACACCGAAAAAGAUUAAGCACAAACGAAAGAAGGUCAAGUUGGCGGUCCUCAAGUACUACAAGGUGGACGACAGUGGCAAGGUUCAAAGGUUGCGACGAGAGUGCCCCACCUGUGGAGCCGGGAUUUUCAUGGCGGCCCACUUUGACCGACAGACGUGUGGAAAAUGUGGACUAACUUAUGUGUACAAGAAAGAUGAUGAAUAGACUGUUACUCACUGUGGACUGUUUCAAUGACAUAGUUUUCUGUGUGUAUUUUAUAUAUUGCACAGCAAUGUGAUGUUAUCAUUGGAUUUUGCACUUUUUGA
This is a messenger RNA of Halichondria panicea, 671 nucleotides long. RefSeq lists its product as uncharacterized. NCBI's taxonomy places the organism in Eukaryota, Metazoa, Porifera, Demospongiae, Suberitida, Halichondriidae. Gene Ontology annotation, biological process: modification-dependent protein catabolic process; protein ubiquitination; translation. The record is from RefSeq and is a predicted model, not a curated record. Bases 52 to 570 code for a protein of 172 amino acids. The transcript is spliced from 4 exons. Gene Ontology annotation, cellular component: cytoplasm; nucleus; ribosome. Gene Ontology annotation, molecular function: protein tag activity; structural constituent of ribosome; ubiquitin protein ligase binding.